Molecule: messenger RNA, 3841 nt
Organism: Paramecium pentaurelia
Lineage: Eukaryota; Ciliophora; Oligohymenophorea; Peniculida; Parameciidae
Source: the annotation of a GenBank genome assembly
AUGGCUCAUAAGAAGUAAUAAGGUUAAGCAAAACCAGGAGUAAAAUUUUAGGAUCAACCAGCAAGUAUCUAGUAAGUGGAAAACAAACCAUAAGUAAUUUACAAGAAUGUAACAGAAUAAGAUCAAGCAUUAAAGUAAUUUAAUCAAGCAACAGUUUUGAUUAAAUUCAGGUAUAAAAAUUAUUUAAAACAUAUACUGCAUCAGAUCCUUAAUAUUUAAGGAAAGACACAGCCUAAUCUUUAAAAUCCUUACUUACAUUAUUAAGAGAUUGUAUGUAAGUGUUGAAUAUAGGGACUUUUGAGGAUAAGAAUUCAAAUUAUUAUCUAAUAUAUAAUUGAACAAUUUAUAUUUUUGACAUUUGUAGAGUCUUGAGAAAAGUAAAUAAGUUCAUUGCAGUCAAAAGCUUGUGCCUAUAGAAUAAUAGAUUUGGGAUUACAAAAGGUAUAAGAAUUGAGAGAAUUGGAAGAAAUGGAUCCAACAUUGUAGGAUUAUAUGGAUAAAAUUUUAAAGUAGAAUACAAGAUUGCUAAGAAUAUUAGAGUUAAAAUUUAAAGUGCAAGCAGGAGUAUUGACUAUAGAUUAAUGGAAAAAGAAGAUUGAAGAAUUUAGUUAGGAUAAGUAAGCUAGAUGUUUGGUAAUAAUUGAAUCCUUACGAUUCUCACCUCCAAAUUUAUCAAACACAGUCAAAUAAACACAUGUUGGAAAUUAAUUGAAGGAAUAAUUAGUGUAAGUUAGUUUUGACAUUAUGAAAAAUGAUAUGGAAAGAAUUUCUAUAGCAUUAGAAUACAUAAUUAACAGAAAAAGUAGUUAACUAGAGAAUUUGGUUUGAAAUAUGGAUUGUAGAAUGAAAAUAUCUUCAAUUAUGCAGUUGCUGUUUUAGUAUAUAAUAUUCAUUCUGGAGAUAUAAUUGAGAAUUGGGAAAUUAAUGAAUUGAGGUGUAAAUUCUUAAUAAAAGUUGAAUCUAUAUUGAGUAAUACUUUAGAUAAAUUGAAUUAGGAAGAAUAAAUAGAAUAAAGAAUAUUGACUAAGCCAAAGGAAGAAAUUUUAGCUGAUCCAAAAAUGGAAGAUUAUUAUCAUUUGUAAGGGAUAUCUAAAUAAGUAGGAGUAAUCAAUAAUUAGGAAGCAUUAACAUAUUUAUAAAAAAGAGAAGAGAGAAUGUAUAUGAUGGCAAGAUCGAGGAAUUUGAUGGCUAAAGUCAAUGUCAGUAUGGGUUAGAUUACAAGAGCAUUGCAUAUAUUUAAAUAUGCAAUUGAAAAGUUGUAAUCUUACACACUUGAAUUAUCAACUAAUGAGAAUGGUGAGGAAGUUGAAAAUUUACCAUGGGAUCAAUUGAAACCCUAAGGUGUAGUCGAAGAUAAGAAAGGAGCUAAAAAAGCACCUGAGAAGAAAGGAAAGGAAGGUAAAGAAUCAAAGGAUAAACCUAUUGCCGAUGAAGUACCAGCUGUUAAAACAGAUGCAUAGAUAAAAUUAGAAGAAACUAUCUUACAAAUUGUUGAAGCCAGAAAAACAAGGCAUUCAUUAAAUGUCUAUUAUUGGAUUAAAUUAAAACUGAAUUGACUUUAUUAUUAUAUAGACAUAAUCGACAUGAUGAAGCCUUAGAGUAUAUGGAAACCUUGUUGAAUGAUUGUAAAUAGUUAAAUGAUAAUUAUCAUUAAAGAUUAAUCAUUGAAUAUUAAGCAAGAAUACAAUUUAAGAAAGGAAAAUAAGUUGAAUCCAUAAAGAAAUUUAAAGAAGCUAUAGAAAUUGGUUAAAAGAGUUUCAAUUAAGAUCCUUAAAUGAUUGUUCUAUAUGGUGAUCUUGGGAAAAUAUAUUAUGAAAAAAAUGAAUUAUAAGAGGCCCAAUAACAAUUUUAUGAUGCUUACCAAAUGGCUGAAUAAUUAAUGGAGAUGAUCAAUUAUGGUUAUGGAGUAAUACCUAAUUGGAAUUAAAAAUGUGUAUAAGAAAAGAUUUAGAUUUGCUAGGAUUUGUGUGUUCCAUUGGAAAUAGAAUAAGAAAUAUUAAAAAAGACUGAUAAAUAAAUAAAAACUACUAAGAAAGAUUAAAAGAAAAAAGAUGAUGGAAAAGUAGUAAGAAAGGGAGCUGAUAAGUAAACAAAAAAAUAUAAUAUUGAUAAACCAUAAAUGCCAAUUAAGGGAUUAAACUAAUAAUCUAAUUUUAAUUUUAUUUAAUCUACUAAACUUACAUACACAACUGUGGAUAUUGAUACAAUUAAUAAUACAUAAUAUUAAUACAAUUGUUAUUUAAAGAAUAUUGAAUUAUGGUAGAGAGCAUCAUUAAGAUAUGUAGAUAUUAUGAUAACAUUAAACUAAGCUAACGAAAAUUCAAAUAUAUCUAUAGAUUCAUAAGAAUCAUCAGUAGUUUCAGAUUCAGAAAGUGAUAAAUCCUCAAUUAAAGAUAUUUUUGAUAUUAAUGUAAUAAAUGAAAUUGUUAAUAAAAUUCAUACUUCAAUUAGUAAGAGUAUUAAUGUUCCAAUUAGUUUCAGAUUAGAAUUGUAUUAUUUAUAAAGCAAGAUUUAUAAGAUGAGAUUUGUUCAAUUAUUAUUAAACUUACAAUAAAAGUAUUUUAUGAAAUAUUUGUCUGGUAAAAAUAAGAAAUAUUUUGAUUUCUAUGAAAAAAGGCCUCAUAGAGAUUUAGUAAGGAAUAAAUACUUUUUACUUAUUCCUCCUUUCUAUUAAUUACUCAAAGAAUAAGGUUUAUAAUAUCUAAUGCAAGCAAAAGAGAGUUUAUUAAAAGCAAUUAGUGUAAUAAGAGGAGAAGCUGUUUUAUUUGAAUAUAAUAGAAAACGAGAAGACAUUCUAGUAGCUAUGGCUGAGAUUUGUUUAUUCAUUAGAGAAUAUAGAGUCAGAUAAGGAUAUAGAUAUGUGAAAGUUGAUUAUUUAUAAUCCUUAAUUAAUACUAAGAGUAAUAAUAAUUAUCAAUAUAUUUUUAGAUACUGAGUAAAAUAAAAUAGAUUUGGAGUAAUAAUUGAUAAGUAUGGAAAGAUCAGAUAGAUUGGAAUAACUUGAUUUAGAAUUAGAAGCAUAAAGUUAUCUUAAAUAUGCAAUUGAAUUAGUUAAAGCAAGAUAAGAACAAUAAGAAAAUUUUGCUGUAGUUUCACUAACACCAUUGCCAGAUGUCAAAAAAUUGGCACUUGAAAUUUAUACAGAGAUAAUUGAAUAAGAUUAUUAAUAUAAGAAAAAUACAAUCCUAUGUUAUUUGAUGAAUCUAAAAAAAAAGUUGAUGUUUCAUCAAUGGAUAUUUUAUAAUUCAUUUAAAAAGUGGGGAGAGAAGCUAAAGUAAUGACUUUUAGUGGAUCAUAUUUACAAAGAAUGAUAUCUAAAACUCAUCGUUUUUUUAAAUUACAUAUGUAAUAAUAUCAAAAAUGUUUGAUAACUUUAUUAGAAGUUGCACCUAAAAAUCAUGUUAAUUCAGUAUUUAUAGAUGAAGGCACAAUUGUUACUAAAUUAUUAUAUAAUCCAGUUGCACAUGAAUUUAAAGUACUUUAUAUUUUAGGUGGUAUUAAUAAGGAAAAGAUUAUUACUUCAUUAUCAAAAGAAGAGAAAGAUAAAUUAAUUAUCUCGGAUGAAAAGAAUGUUGUAUAUGGAAGCAUAUAUAUUACUGAUACAAAUAUUUCUAUACUUUUAUAAGAUGCUCUGAAUUUAUAAUCAAAAAUGAAGGAAUCAGAUUAAUAAUCAUAAAAGAUGAAAGAAAGAGAUUACAAACAUCAUAAAAAAGCAUUUUAUAAACUAAUUGAAUAACUUGGAUUAUAUUUCUUUUAAAAACCAAGUAUAAUAAUUAUUUAAAUUUUGGUUCAAUUUAUAUGUAAAAUGGCUAAGCUUCUGAAAACAUAAAAAAAAGAAUGA